AUUCUUCAGCAAGUUCCGUGCACUACUCUUCGACCGGGCGAGAGUGUAGCCAGUGUUCUUUGGUACCGUGGCAACAGUGACAUCGACCCUCGAAAAGAAAGACUGAUUGGGCAGAACGACAAUAGGGCAAACCAGAAGUAUGCUCUGACGUCAUACAACGGACUGAUCAUUAAAGACGUCACCAAACAGGACGAGGGGAAUUAUGUCUGCAUUGUUGUUCUUCACGAAGCGAUCAACAGAUAUAGCGUGGUUGAAGUACAUGUUAUAGAAGGCGUGUUUCAAGCCGUAGAAGCUGACCUCAUAACUACGUCUAGCUUGGCUCAAUCUUUACGUCACAGGAUACCAUGCCGGUGUGGUAUGACGUCAUCUUCAACAGUGUACUGGUCACAGGGAACCGGUGUUACGAGUGGAACUGAUAUUCUCGGUGCAAGGUUCCCCGGUGGAACUGUACUUCAGUUCCAAGGUCGAGUUGGUAUCGGUGUAGCUUCGACCGGUUCGCUAAUACUCAACUCUCUUCAAAACACCCGAGAAACUGCGAGGUUUUGGUGUCACGUUUUCGAGCUGGACGGGUCUUUGAUGAAUUGUUACGUCGACGCAAAGAUAGUGAAAGGUGAAGAUCAAACACUGCCGUGUACCGAUGGACCAAUUAGCGAGCAGACAUGCGUGGUACAGUGGUUUAAAGAUGCCUCAUCAGCCAUAGAACUUCUUGUGAACUAUACCGCCUUGAAUGACGUCACGUAUGACGAUGCGGGUUUUGGUCUCGGUAGUGAUUUUGCUCUUGUAAUAAAAUCUGCAGAUGAAGAAAAUGGCGGGAUAUACAUCUGCAAGAUGAAGUCUGGUUUCCGGCGUAUGGAGGUCCGAGUUAUUGGUGAUACAUUUCCACUUGACAAGGGCUACAUUUCAAGAGUUGAAGAAAUAACUUUUGAGACUGGGCAGAAUUACACGCUAGAAUGUACGGUUGGUUUGAACACCACAAAAAGCAGAACAGCAUUUUGGUCAUUCGGCCAAAAAGAUGCAAUAAACACCACCGUUAUCGGAACAUUCAAAUCCCCGGAUAGUUUGGUGAACGCAGAGAGCAUUGGAAGGAACAGCUGUUAUAGUAUCACCGUUGAUGGCGCUCUACUGCUGACCGGCUGCCUGAUUGAUAGUGACGUCAGAUACUGGUGUCACGUGUUCCUAGACGGUGUACUGUACCGAUACUACGUGGAUUUGGUCGUCGUACAAGAUAAUUCGUCGAAGUCUUUCUUGAGUCCCUUCUGGAUAAUAAUCCCCAUUAUCGCAAUUGUCAUCAUCCUGUGUUUAGUGACUGUGCUCUGCUGGAAAUCCCGAGUAGUCAAACCGUAUUGCCCCUGUUACGUCAUGGUUGAUUUCGAAGAUUCUGACGCAGAGCUGAUUAGAGAAGUCAAGGACGAAGUAAUGGUGAGGGUUGCAAGAGUUCCAAUAACACCUUGGGCUACAGACGACACCCCAUCAUGCUACAAACGAAUGGUAGACGUCUACAUACCACCCCAAUUGUUCAUCAAACACAAAGCAGCCGAGCACACCAUACGGUAUCAGUUAAAAUCAGACGACCAACUCUUUGACGAUGGUAUCUCACAGUUAAAAAGUAAGCAUGUUGUCCUUGAGGGUAGGGCAGGUAGCGGGAAAACCACUCUCUUGCACAAGAUUGCCUUUGAAAUGUGCAUUGGGAAAGCCGAAGCAUUGGAGAGACAGGUUAGGUUGGUGCUGGUCUUAACAGCUAGGGUACUCCUUCAACAUGGAAAUCUUGGUGACGCAGUCUUUCAACAGUUAGGUCAACCAAAACACACAAAGAUAUCGCCAAGUUCUAUCAAUUCAUUUUGCAAAAGACACACCUUGGAUGUGGCGAUUCUUGUUGAUGACUGCGAGGAAGUUGGACAAGUCUUGGAGUUUAUCCGAAUGCAAGGUCUGUUUGGUGCUAACGUCGUUUUGGCAACAAGACAAAUACGGGAUGCAGAUUUUAGAUCUGAGUUUGAUUGCCGUUAUGUCACAGUCUCUGGCUUCACACCGACAAGUUCUCGAAGGUUCAUCAAAUGUGUUCUUGACAACAGCAAGAGGAGCGAAGAACUUGUCGGGUAUCUUGACGAUCAUAUUUUACCUCCCUAUGUUGAGUCUCUUCCAUUGAACCUUACGGCUCUGUGUCAGCUAUCUUUGUGGACAGACGGUGAAGUUUUCAGACGUCGCCUUAAAACAAGCGAGUUGUUUUGUAAACUGGUCAAGUGUUUGUUUGAUGGUGCUGCGUACAGAACAAAACAACAGGGCGAUGGUAGUGGUCAAACCAUGGAAUGCCAUCAAUCAACUCGAGAUCAACCGCGCCAUGGCAGUAGUCAAACCAUGAAAGGCCAUCAACCAACUCGAGAUCAACAGGGCGAUGGUAGUGGGCAAACCAACGCAGGCCAUCAACCAACUCGAGAUCAACAGGGCAAUGGUAGUGGUCAAACCAUGGAAUGCCAUCAACCAACUCGAGAUCAACCGCGCCAUGGCAGUAGUCAAACCAUGAAAGGCCAUCAACCAACUCGAGAUCAACAGGGCGAUGGUAGUGGGCAAACCAACGCAGGCCAUCAACCAACUCGAGAUCAACCGCGCCAUGGCAGUAGUCAAACCAUGAAAGGCCAUCAACCUACUCAAGAUCAACAAGGCGAUGGCAGUGACCAAACCAUGAAAGGCCAUCAACCAACUCGAGAUCAACAGGGCGAUGGUAGUGGCCAAACCAACGCAGGCCAUCAACCAACUCGAGAUCAACUGGGCGAUGUGAGUGGUCAAACCAACGAAAGCCAUCAACUAAGCCAAUAUCAACAGAAAAUGCUGGUUAAUUUGGGAAAGAUAGUAAUACCAAGGGUUUUACAGAAUCAUGGCCUAUUUUGUGAGCUGUCCCGAAAAGAUGUUGAUCAGUUUGUUGAAAGCACGAAUAGUGCCUUUGACGAGGGUGUUAGAGUUGGGCUUCUCCGUGAGCGAGUUGGAGGUUCUGCAUCUCAAACAGAACGAACGGCUUACUUUGCCCUAGAGAUUCUCCAAGACCUCUCUGUCGGCAUCAGUUUGACCCAAACCGAUAAAAGUCUGUCUUCCUAUUUGGAAGAAAUGGUGCCUUUUGGAACGACAUUUGCCAAAGCGUUCCUGUUUGCUGGUUUGCCAAGUCAUAAUGCUUAUCCUUCCAUAAAGGUCGUAAUGAAAAAGACACUUGACGAUAUUACAAGCAAACUGAAAAGUCUGAAACCAGUGUCUGGAAAGUCCUCAGCUCCAAUUGAUCAGAAUACGUUUUUGAAACUAAAACAAAGAUACAUGCAGAUGAUUGAAAUGUAUCUCCAACUCCAACAUGAAUCAGGAGGUGAAGUGAGCUUACCGAUCAAGGUCAGAUUAUUGUCAGUGGGGAGUUCCCCUUUAGGCAAAGGCAAGAUUUGCUUAAUAGGGGUCUCAAGUCAUAAGUUACAGUUGCUUUCGUACUCUCUCACACACCUGCAGACAGAAUCGAAGAUCAUGUCCAUCAAGUUGCUUCGAUUUGGCAAACACACGUCGAAAGAGCUGAGGAAGUAUCUGGGGGAUUUUCUUCCAUACGUGUUUGAAGACACUGAUAAAGAAACGUCCAAACUUGAGGAGACAGAAUUGGUUAAUUUAACGCUGAGUUUGUUGGAAAGGUUUGAAUCUAACCUAAGGGGUGAGGUUGAUGGGAGUUCAUCUAACCUUGACCUAGACACCGGUGUCAUUCUUGCCAUGCAGACUCCAUUUCUACAAGACGCCAUGCUGUCGCAAUCAGGUGAAUGUUGCUUGUCAACCCCUGCUAAAGACUUUGGCCAUUGUCUCCUCAAGCUGACGAAUUUGGAGGAGAUUGUCUUGAUUGGGUCGAUUCUAGACUCAAAGACCAUCUGCGAGAUGGCGAGAAACCUGAAGAAUUUCAAGCAGUUGAAGAUGCUAGAUCUUCGUCUGAACAAGAAGAUUGACGACUCUGCUUUCAGUGAGGUCACACAAUCAGUCUCUACUUGCAGAAGCCUGGUUGAUCUUAGACUAUCUCUGUACGUGGUAACUCUGCAAGGGUACGAUGAAGUCACGCGAUGUCUUGAAAACGAUAAAAAUGGUUGGAAGAGAUUGAAGAAACUGUUUCUGCUUCACGGUAAUCCUACAGAAAGGUUUGUGGUAUUUCUAUCCGAAGUCAUGAGGUACCUGAAGAAUAUCAAUGAAUUCAACAUCGCAGCACUCAACUCGUCUGAGGAGUUGUCACAUGAAGCUAUUGCCGGUUUUGAAAGUGCUUUCAAGUCGAUGGAGAUCAGUCAGAAAAACAUAGAGAUUGAGAACAUGGAAGAUUUGAGGGCUAAAAUAAAGCCGGCUUCCAAGGAUCAGAAGCAACAAGCUGGGAGUAUCGAGCCGGCAAAGGAUAGCGAAACAUGCGGUGUUGAUGAAACCUCUCCAUUAAUAGAUAAAGAUUUAGAUCAUCUCGAACUACCCCAAAGCAACCAAGAGGGGGUUGCACAAAAGAGCUAG
Molecule: messenger RNA, 4491 nt
Organism: Asterias rubens (European starfish)
Lineage: Eukaryota; Metazoa; Echinodermata; Asteroidea; Forcipulatida; Asteriidae
Exons: 6
Source: RefSeq, a predicted model, not a curated record